Molecule: messenger RNA, 1473 nt
Organism: Rotaria sp. Silwood1
Lineage: Eukaryota; Metazoa; Rotifera; Eurotatoria; Philodinida; Philodinidae
Source: the annotation of a GenBank genome assembly
AUGGAAAUGAGUACAACAUUAACAUCGGCCAUAUUAAAUAAUUCUUCACUUUUAACUACUACUCAAUCAACGACAGAGCCUUUAACAACGACUGUCGUUUAUAAUAAUCAUUUAUUUUUACAUACAACUGCUUGUCAAACUAUUGCUGGAGCAUUUACUUGGGCAGCUAUUUUUAUAACAGGUUAUCAUAUUUAUCUCCAUUUACGUCAUUAUACUGUACCAUCAGAACAAAAAUGGAUAAUUCGUUUAUUGUUCAUUGUACCUAUAUAUUCAUUUGUUUCAUGGCUUAGUUUAAUUAUGUUUAGAAAUAAUUCUUAUUAUGUUUAUUUUCAUGCAAUUCGAGAUUGUUAUGAAGCUUUUGUCAUCUACAGCUUUCUUUCGCUUUGCUAUGAGUAUUUGGGUGGUGAAGGCGCAAUUAUGGCAGAAAUUCGCGGAAAGCGUAUUGAACGAAGCUGGUGGACAUGCACAUGUUGUAUUUCAAAUCAAGAAUAUACAAUUGGAUUUUUAAGGUUUUGUAAACAAGCAACGCUUCAAUUUUGUUUAGUGAAACCUUUGAUGUCUCUUGUAACACUUAUUUUACAAGCAUUCGAUAAAUAUAAAGAUGGAGAUUUUUCACCGACCGGUGGUUAUCUUUAUAUAACAUUGAUUUAUAAUGUAUCUGUAUCGGUUGCACUUUAUGGUUUAUUUCUAUUUUAUGAAGCAACUAAACAUAUUUUGGCUAAAUAUGAUCCUGUAUUGAAAUUUCUUACUGUUAAAUCGGUGAUUUUUUUGACAUUUUGGCAAGGUGUUCUUUUGGCUAUUUUUGAACAAUGUGGUAUUAUUCAAGCAUUUCAAGGAAAAACAAAUUUAAGUGUCGGUACUGUUGCUGCUGGUUGGCAAAACUUUUUUAUUUGUAUUGAAAUGUGUUUAGCUGCUGUGGCACUUUGUUUUGCUUUUCCACAUCAACCUUAUAUAGUGCGUGAAAAUUAUUUUUCGGCAUCAUCAUCAAAUUCUGGACCAGGACCAUCAAAUACUGGUGGAAGAAUACCAACAAUGCAAAGUAUUUCAAAUAAUCUUAGAGAAACAAUGAAUCCAAAAGAUAUUAUGCAUGAUGCAAUUCAUAAUUUUCAUCCACAAUAUCGAGAUUAUACACAAUAUAGUGCACAGGAUAUUCAGCUGAAUACAGAAUUACCUUCUGUGAUUUUUCAGCUUUCUCGGACUAAUGAUGAUCGAGCACCAACAUCAACAUACGGUUUAAAUCAAAGUUCAACUAGUACUCUAUCACCAUCAAAUACUUCAGUACCUAUUGAUACAUCUUACCAUGAAGGUGGAACAUCAAUAACAUCAACAGCAUUGCCUGUUCAAUCGUCAUCAUUAUCAAAUUCUCAAGGCCAACAUAAUAUUAUUAAUAAUUUACAAAACAAAUUAAUACCAAAAUCUUUAACAAAAAAAGAUGCUGAAAAAGAUAUGUUAUUAAUUAAUGAUGACAUCUAA